AUGUUCAAAUGCAAAUCAUUUUAUAGCUACACAAACUGUACUGCCUAUAGUAUCUUCUAUGGCCCUCAAAACUCUGGUGGUAAUGUCGAAGUGCCAAGUUCUUUGGCACAGUGUACAGUGUAUCAGGUUGCAGUAAGAGACAGCCCUACUGAUGACCCCUUUGAUUUUCUGUCUCCUGAAAUCCAAAUGAAAGUACAAUUAUCCGAUGAUUGCAACAAGUGUCUUCGCCACCAAAGGGGCCGAUGUCAACUUGACAUUCAUGGCAACUUCCAUUGUGACCAAGGCAGUAGAAGUUCGCUUGUGAAAAUAUUGGUAAUAGGAGUUGGAGUAGUUGUUAUAGUAACUCUAUUACUAGCUGUGCUCAAGAUCUACUAUACAAGAUGGAAGAAACAAAAUCCAACCAAUCUAGUAAUUGAGGUAUUUUUGGAGAAACAUGGAUCCCUUCAAACCAAGAGGUAUGGUUACUCUGAAAUUAAGAAAGUGACCAACUCCUUCCAAAACAAAUUAGGCCAAGGAGGAUUCGGCAGUGUAUACAAAGGACAGUUACAGGAUGGACGUUACGUUGCCGUGAAGAUCCUAAAUGAAUUGAAAGAUAGCGGUGAAGAAUUCUUGAAUGAAGUUGCAAGUAUCGGUCGGACUUCUCAUGUUAACAUUGUUACUCUUCUAGGGUUCUGUUUAGAAGGUUCCAAACGAGCUUUAGUUUAUGAGUUUAUGCAAAAUGGCUCACUUGAGAAGUUUAUCUUUGAGGAAAAUAGCCAUAUAUCGGAACUCCAACUGGAUUGCCAAACUUUGUACCAUAUCGCAGUUGGUGUAGCCCAGGGGCUAGAAUACCUGCACAAAGGCUGCAAUACUAGAAUUUUUCAUUUUGACAUAAAACCACAUAACAUUCUUUUGGAUGAGAAUUUCAAUCCCAAAAUUUCAGAUUUUGGACUUGCAAAAAUUUGCACAAGAAAAGAAAGUAUGGUAUCAAUAUUUGGUGCUAGAGGAACCGCAGGCUACAUUGCUCCCGAGGUAUUUUCUAGAAAUUUUGGUGCAGUGUCGCACAAGUCAGAUGUUUACAGUUAUGGAAUGAUGGUUAUGGAAAUGGUCGGAAGGAGAAAAAAUAUCAACACUAAUGUCGCUCACACAAGUGAAAUAUAUUUUCCUCAUUGGAUUUACAACCGUCUUGAUUCAAACCAGAAUCUUGGUUUACGAAAUAUAAGAAAUGAAAUUGAUGACGAAAAAGUGAGAAAGAUGACAAUAAUGGCUCUAUGGUGUAUACAAACCAACCCUUCCACUCGACCAGACAUAAGCAAAGUGGUGGAGAUGCUUGAAGGUAGAUUAGAGCUGUUGGAAAUUCCACCUGAACCCUUUUUGCCUUCUCCUUCAAACUCUCCUGUCCAUUUCUCAAAUGAGACAUUAGAGUCCCUGAGAAUGCUAGAUGCAUAG
Molecule: messenger RNA, 1428 nt
Organism: Lathyrus sativus (Indian pea)
Lineage: Eukaryota; Viridiplantae; Streptophyta; Magnoliopsida; Fabales; Fabaceae
Source: the annotation of a GenBank genome assembly